UGUGGGGGUUUUGGUAGGCAUCGUAUCGACCCAAACGAAGGCCUUUGUCUUCCCGUCCCCUCGGCUCGGCGUCCUCCCACCACCCGUCUCGCCCCUCCUUGCGAGUUCGCCGCCGCCGGCGCCGAUAUCCAUCCCGCGUUAGAUCCAUCCGUUCGUGUCCCGCGUUAGAUCCGUCCGCCCCUGUUGCACUUGAUUGUUGUUGCCUGCACUGCACACCGCGCGGAGAUGUCAGCGAGGGAUGCGGACACCGGCGAGCCGCCGGCGAAGCAGAGGGCGAUCAACCCCGUCGUGCCCACGAAGCACCCCUGGAAUCUCCCUGCCCAAAUCCCUCUCCUCCACUGCUCCUGCCGCCCAGAGGAUCAAGUGUUGGUGAUACCUCGAGAGGCUAACCUGCCCAUAGACGCAGAAACUAGGAAGGUCGUGGCGCGGGUCUCCCAGGCGGUCGUCAGCGUCGUCUCCUUUGACGUUGAUGGUGAUCGACUGUAUAAAGCUUCGGGAUUUAUUAUAGACUUUGAUAAAUCUAGUAUGAUUGGGACAAUAAUUUCAUCUGCAACUGUAAACAUUCAUGAUCCUGCUUUCCCUGACGUUGAAAAGAUAAAUAUCUAUCUAUUUGAUGGUGUCUCUUACGAUGCUACCAUAAUAGCAUGUGAUCAUCACUGGAAUUUGUUGGUCUUGUCUGUUUUAUUUUACCCUGUUGUCAAAACCAUGAAGUUUGUGGAAAUCAAUGAGAGCAGAACUGCAAGGGAUGCCUAUCAUGGUAUAGCAAUGCUGCAGCCUCACUCAACCCGUUACAAGCUUUGCCCUGGGGAUACAAUUAUUGGACUUGGUCGACAAUCUCAGGAGCCCUUUGGGCUUCAAGCGAAUCGUGGAAUUUACAGUGUUGAACGUUGGGCUGAUCUACCUAAGAUUUGUCAAGAAAUGCUGAGAGCAACAUUUAUAAACACAUUUACUGCAAUAGGAGGCCCAGCUAUAAACAAAAAGGGGAAUGUCAUUGGAAUGCUUUUCCAUAGUAUGAGUUUUACUCCUUUCUUGCCGUCUAACAUCAUUUUGAAAUGGUGGGACUAUUUCAAAACAACCGGGAAGUAUUGUCGUCCAAUGAUUAGUUUUGUGGGGUACAAUUUGCAUGUUGCACGGUCUUCACGUUGGGUGGAUGUUCCAACUUCUUUGCAUGAAGGCUUGGAUGGGAUUCUUGUUGAGAUGGUAUCUCGGGAGCUUUUAUCAGCAGGGUUACAAGAAAAAGACCUUAUUAUUCGAUGCAAUGGGAAACGUGUUACUACGAAUUUACAGUUGUUUGAAGUCUUGGUGGAAAAUAUUGCGAAAACAGUGGAGGUAACAAUAGUCAAGGCUGAGAACUGCAAUACUCAAUCAAUAUAUCUUCCUGUGGAGGAGGCUAUCGAGAAAUGCUUCUACCAGUGGCCAAUUUCACGGUACUAUUAGGAUGGACGGCUCUAAGGACCUGUUUGUCACAGCUCCAGUCCAGCCGGACAGUCCACCUAAAAUGGGAGUGGAGCUAGGUGGGGCGCUCUCACAAAAUGAACUAGAGAGGUGGAGGAGCUGAAUUUAGACUACUCCACAACUCUACUUCAAACUCAACUCCUGAACUACUUCAAACUCAACUCCUGAAGUUAAAUUUAGGAGUUGAAGCUCUACCAAAUAGACCUGUCACUACUGUAGCGGAUUCGACUAUGAUUUAGGGCUAGUGGACAUUUCAUGUUUGCGGAAUUAUUGUUUAAUAGCAUAUUAAUAGUCCAUGUGUUGUAUUGGGAUUUUAAUUAUCAUUAACAUGAUAUUACCAUUUUUAAUUAUUGUACAUAUUUGUUAUUACUCA
This is a messenger RNA of Oryza sativa Japonica Group (Japanese rice), 1828 nucleotides long. RefSeq lists its product as uncharacterized. NCBI's taxonomy places the organism in Eukaryota, Viridiplantae, Streptophyta, Magnoliopsida, Poales, Poaceae. Gene Ontology annotation, molecular function: protein binding. The record is from RefSeq and is a predicted model, not a curated record.